AUGGACCCCCCCGUGCCGUUGACCGAGUUUUACCUGGCGACUCUGUGGACAUACAAGCCCAAAACUGUCACCCAAGUAAUCGAUGAUAUGGACGACAAGGGAUUUGACCAAGCCGAGUUCGUUUAUGAUAGGGAGUACAGUUGGUUCAGAGUCACCUGCCGCAAGGACCAAGCGGACGAGAUCCGUACGCAGUUUUGCCUCACCGCUCGCGAGAUUGAAGACGAAGCAUUUGAUGACUGCGAAGAUGACUUGUUGAGCCUGGAUGGGACUCUCCAGUCAUCGUUUGACAACGAGUGGUUUAGUCAAGAUACCACAUCCUCCAACAUUGGCGAAGUCGGCGAGUCGUACUGUCGUCCCAGGGCUCUCGCCGAGUACCCUUAUGUCGAGCUUUGGGAUGAUCUCGAUAAGGGCAAGCAACCUUACACAUAUUGGGAAAUCGUGUCCCGCUAUCAGGCAGCGCUGAUGGAAAAUACGCUGGGCAUCAAGCUUUCUGCCGCCCUUGUCGGAAAAUUGGUUUACGUCGCGGGCCACAGAAAAGAAUCCGUUGAUGAAGCCAUGGAAAGACUCAGGAUCAUGCUUACCACCAGGAAACUCUUACCCAGAGUAGAUCACAUUGUAUAUGCAGAGGACAGCCUCAGUCCGGUCGCGCCCGGUUUGACAGCCGAUAUUCGAUACCUCGCCAACAUCGACCCAAGACUAGCUUCCUCAACCCUCAUCGAUCGGCUCGUGGUUGACAUGCUUGUGAAGUCAUACGAGACACUUUAUCGGGAGGCUUCUUCGAUCCGGAUUUGCCCUUGGGAUUCCGGCAAGGGAUGCUAUGUGUCUCUACUUGGCCCAAAGGUCGCCACUCGUCCCAGGGACAAGACAGCCUUGGGGAACCGGCCUGCUAUAUUCACCAGAAUCAUCGACAAGUAUACACCCCCCAAGAAGCCUGACGGCCAUAGCGAGAGCCAGGGCGGUGGGGUCAGCUGCCAGGUUGGGACUUGGGUCGAAGCUGUUCCGAUCCCUGAGGAGUCCGUUCGACGGGCCGCCCACUAUGUUCUCGACACCGGUCCCCAAGCAGUUAUAGAUUCGUCUGAAAUGCCAGGGCAGGGAGAUCUUAUGGACUUCCAUGACGACGAAACAACAUUAUGCACCGAAUCUCCCACGGUCGCGACACCCGGAACGGCAACUGGGAAGCCAGGUUUGACGGGUGCUGAUCCCGAAAUGUCACCCUCGUACCAGACGUCCUCCACCCGUCGAGCACAACUGGGUACGUCGAGCGCGAAGGAAACAGUGAGACCUCAAGGCCAUGAUCUUGGAUUCACUGGCGACGACAGUCUAAUCGACAUGCUGGCUGCUGUAGACACAAGGAGUGCUGAGGAUGCUCCGAGGUUGAGGAUCGACUGGGGAAUGGCCCCCCUCAUUCCACUACCUGUAGAUAACUCGGCGCUGAACCGAAACUUGACAUCUACGCCUCAGGUAGGCCGCGGGGACCCGCAAGCAGAGAGCGACCCGGAAAAGGAGGCCACGAUAGAGAAACAUGGGUCUGCGCGUCAAUCUGGUGCCGGCAAGUCUCCGCACCCACAUGGGCUGACAACCCCCGACGUACGGCCACCCAAGACUGGGGGCUCUGGGUACCCGCCUGUCACCGAAGACUUUGUCAGCGAGAUACACGCAGCAAUGGUCAAUCUCUUGUCCAUGGGCCCUUAUCGUCGUGGCAAGGUCGAAGUAAGAGCUGAGAUUGGGCGCAUCGUCCUCGAGAAGGUGGACAAGACCGGUCUAGCGUUCAACAACGAGAGUACGCCCAGCCAAGGAUGGGAGAAAGCGAUGUUGUUGGAGAGAUUGAAGACCGACUUCGGCGGACACCAAAACAUCCACUUCACCAAAAUCCUCUCUGCAUAUGCUCCCAACAUCGAGGAUAUGAUCAACACCGAAAAAGACGGGGUUCGGCUUUGGGAGCAUAAGCCGAGCUGCGCCUCGACGACGUACUCCUUUUACUGUGGAUUACGUUCCGACAAACAUAUUUUCCCGUUUUUUGUCGACAUUGAAGAUGAUGGUACACUUAGUACCGAGCUCUCGUACUCGGUUCGUGUACACAGUAGCAGGCGGGACUGGGACACCCCGAUGCCCAUCUACGUCCAUGCAAUUUGUCGUCACUGGGACUUACGGAUUGUGACGUGCCAUGUUAAAACUGAUGAGUUGGAGACCGCGUGCGGGUUCUUCGCGCGUGAUUUGAUGCAAUCGCUGAGCAUACUGCGCAACGAGAAUGGUGCCUUGGAGCUCCAGUUUGCGGUGCCCAGCACGUCCCCCGCGGAUGUGAGGGAGGUGCGUGUUCUGACCAAGUGGCGCUACUCCAGUGUCGAUCAAAAGAGCACACUCGAAAUCACCGAGGUCCAACAGAUGAAGACGGAGCCGUACUCCGAGGGCCCGUACUCCAAGGCUUCCUGGAACUCGUACGAAGGGAGGCGCGCUCGCCCAUGGUCGCAGAGAAUGACCAAAGACAGCAAGGGCGAGGUCGCACGGUGGUACGAGGCUGCCGUGCUCUCCGUCGAGCUGGAAGACAUCUGCCGGCAGAAUGCUCUGCUCAGGGUUGGCACCAAGGCUGACUGGGACGCUGAGGACCUCGGGGCUCGCGGCGUUUUUUCGGCGGUCUACGGCCCCGCCCUGCAGAUGGUGAGGGCGAUGGACCAUGUCGGCAGGCUGGAUGACAACAACCUCUCGCAAAGCCAUGGCAACUUACUACUCCAGCACAACGACCCUCCUACUCGGGUGGUUGGAGUGACUGCAUCGAAAAAGGGCAAGAACAAGGUUUAGUGAGCGAGCUUUAUGAGUGACGUAGGGCGAUGGAGUGAUGGUGGUAAGCGGUGUGCGCUGGCGAUGAGACUUGAUUUUCUCCUUGUUACUUUGGGUUCGGGGCCAGCUUUUGUGGCGCCAGAGGAUGGAUGCAUGGAUGGGAGGCGUAUGGGCGUGUUUGUGAAGUUGAUAAUGUACGGUACAGGAACGGCG
Molecule: messenger RNA, 2988 nt
Organism: Chaetomium fimeti
Lineage: Eukaryota; Fungi; Ascomycota; Sordariomycetes; Sordariales; Chaetomiaceae
Exons: 5
Coding region: 1-2796 (931 amino acids)
Source: RefSeq, a predicted model, not a curated record